CUGUGUGAGGACAGGAGCUCUGUGAGAAUUCUGGAAUACUGUGUGAGGACAGGAGCUCUGUGAGAAUUCUGGAAUACUGUGUGAGGACAGGAGCUCUGUGAGAAUUCUGGAAUACUGUGUGAGGACAGGAGCUCUGUGAGAAUUCUGGAAUACUGUGUGAGGACAGGAGCUCUGUGAGAAUUCUGGAAUACUGUGUGAGGACAGGAGCUCUGUGAGAAUUCUGGAAUACUGUGUGAGGACAGGAGCUCUGUGAGAAUUCUGGAAUACUGUGUGAGGACAGGAGCUCUGUGAGAAUUCUGGAAUACUGUGUGAGGACAGGAGCUCUGUGAAGACCCUGGGAUAUAGUGUGAGGAGCCGGACUGGACCCAUCUAGCCUGCAACCUCCCACUCUGUGUGAACAGCAGGACUUCACACGGUGGACUAUGAAAUAACCUACAGAAAGAGCGAAAAACAAUGCUACAUCACUGUUGAUGGGGAUCAUGAAGUUGUUAUCCUGUAACUAGAUUUAUUUGUGGGACAUUCCUUGACUUGGAUAUGGAAGGCCUCGGGAUAGCAGAACAUCUCUGAGUGGUAGAUUAGGAAAGCCGAAGAUUCGACAUGGAGACAGCCGUCUCGGAAAGGGAACCUGAGAGAUCACUGCAGAGUGACAAUAAAGACUCUCACGGAUCACCACAUUUGAUAACAAGCAGCGAUGAUUCUCAGCUGAUAAUCCCCACAAAGAUGAGCCAGCGCCAAAAUAAAGAAGCUUACCUUUCACCAACCAAAGAUUUGGUCCAGGCUACACUUAGUCCAGGCAUCAUUCAUGGUCAUGGGUUUGACAGAGGGAAGGAUGAAGUGUUACAAAUCAAAGACGAUUCUUCUUCAAUGUCCAAAAGCAAGUCUGAAUCUAAAUUAUACAAUGGGUCUGAAAAGGACAUUGCAUCACCUUCAAGCAAACUUACAAAAAAGGAGUCUCUUAAGGUGCAGAAGAAAAACUACAGGGAAGAGAAGAAGAGAGCCACAAAAGAAUUACUCAGUACUAUCACAGACCCAUCUGUUAUUGUCAUGUCGGACUGGCUGAAGAUCCGUGGCACACUGAAAAGUUGGACAAAAUUGUGGUGCGUGCUAAAGCCUGGAGUUCUGCUAAUCUAUAAAACAAAUAAGAACGGGCAGUGGGUUGGUACAGUGCUCCUGAAUGCUUGUGAGAUCAUCGAAAGGCCGUCCAAAAAGGAUGGGUUCUGCUUCAAACUUUUCCAUCCGUUGGAGCAGUCAAUCUGGGCCGUAAAGGGUCCAAAAGGUGAAGCAGUUGGCUCGAUUACCCAGCCUCUGCCAAGCAGUUACUUAAUUAUUCGAGCUGCUUCGGAAUCUGAUGGACGGUGUUGGAUGGAUGCACUUGAACUGGCUUUAAAGUGCUCCAGUCUAUUGAAACGUACCAUGAUUCGAGAGGGUAAAGAGCCCGACUUGAAUUCUUCUGGGGAGAAUAGCCAUAUGAACUUCUAUGGGUUAUUGAGAGCACACAACGUGCACAGCAACGAAAACUUCCAGUUGAAUGACAGUGAAAUUGAAAGACAGCACUUCAAAGACCAGGACACCUAUUCUGAUAAGUCCGACAAGGAUAACGACCAUGAUCACGAAGAAUCGGACAAUGAUGGACUUGGCAAAAGUGAGGAGAGCGACAGCGACACAUCUGAGAGACAGGAUGACUCUUUUAUUGACACUGAACCACCCGAUAUAAUUAAAGAAUCCACCUACCUGGAAGAGUGCCAUGAAGAGCUCGGAGAGGCAGGAGAAGCUUCUCAGACAGAAACCGUUUCAGAAGAGCACAAGAGUCUGAUCUGGACUUUGCUGAAACAAGUACGACCAGGAAUGGAUCUGUCCAAAGUGGUUCUUCCGACCUUUAUUUUGGAACCCCGCUCGUUCUUGGACAAGCUGUCGGAUUAUUACUAUCAUGCAGACUUUCUGUCUGAGGCUUCUUUGGAGGAAAAUGCUUAUAGCCGGAUGAAGAAAGUUGUGAAGUGGUAUCUUUCUGGAUUCUACAAAAAGCCAAAGGGUCUAAAGAAACCAUACAACCCUAUUCUAGGGGAAACAUUCCGCUGUGUGUGGCUGCAUCCCAGAACAAAUAGCAAGACCUUCUAUAUUUCGGAGCAGGUAUCCCAUCAUCCACCAGUGUCUGCAUUCUAUGUCAGUAACCGAAAAGAUGGAUUUUGCCUCAGUGGGAGUAUUUUGGCCAAAUCAAAAUUUUACGGCAAUUCUCUUUCUGCAAUUCUGGAAGGUGAAGGGAGACUAACUUUCCUUAAUCGGGGAGAGGAUUAUAUGAUGACCAUGCCGUAUGCUCACUGCAAAGGAAUUCUCUAUGGAACAAUGACCCUUGAACUUGGAGGAAAUGUCAGCAUUGCAUGUGAGAAAACUGGUUAUAGUGCCAUUCUUGAAUUUAAAUUAAAGCCAUUUUUAGGCAGUGAUGAUAGUGUUAAUCAAAUAUCAGGGAAGAUAAAACUGGGAAAAGAAGUACUGGCCACUCUGGAAGGGCACUGGGACAGCGAGGUUUUCAUACACGAUAAGAAGACAGAAGUGUCUGAGACCUUCUGGAAUCCUACUCAAGAAAUACGUCAGCGCCGAUUAACUCGAUGUACAGUACAGCGCGAUGAACAAGGGGAGUUUGAAUCUGAAAGGCUCUGGCAGAAUGUCACAAAAGCCAUAAACAACAAAGACCAGACCGAUGCAACGCAGGAGAAGUUUGUUUUAGAAGAAGCACAAAGAAAAGCUGCCAAAGAAAGAAAAGCAACGGGUGAAGAAUGGAUUUGCAAGUUAUUUGAACAAGAUCCAAUCACUGGAGAGUGGCAUUACAAAUUUGCAGACACCCGACCAUGGGAUCCCUUAAACGACUUGAUACAGUUUGAAAAAGAUGGUGCCAUCCAGUCAAAAGUCAGGCAUAGGACUCCAAUGGUUUGCGUUCCAAAACUGAAACACAAGGCAGGUGGUCAGCAGAAAAAAGGUGAAAGCGGGUGUUCGUCCCCCGAACUCGAUAACCACGACUCUUCAGGGAGUGAAGCACGAUUACUAACACAUAGCACUCGAGUAAGGAAAAAAGGAGCAGAUCACGGAGAACUGCAAAGUGCCAUAGAAUCAAUAAAGCGGACUCAAGAAGAAAUAAACCGGAACAUUAUCGCUCUCCGUAACCGCGUAAUUGCAAAUACCUCAUCACAUGAGAGCAGCUUUCUUCAGCAGAGAGACUUUUAUAUCAUUUUCUUCCUGAUAUUACUUCAGAUUGCCAUUAACUAUUUGUUCAAGUGAAAACAAAAAGAGAAAUCGGAUACUUUUGGAAUAUGUUCCAAGACUGUCCUUGUUGGACUGGGACCACUUUCAGCCUUGCUGUCAUUUUGGAAGGGACCUGGGACAAUACAGCUUUGCACCCCUUCCAGUCAGGGCAUCGUAUGAUUAGGACUGUGGAUACGUUUGUGUUUUCCAAUCAGACGGCUUUAGCCUCCAAAAACGUUGUACAUUUUUGUGUCCAGGAUCUAAGUUACCAAUUGUUCAAAAGUAAAAGUGCCAGCCUUCCCCCCUCCCCUCCCCUCUUCCUAUGUAUCACUGUGUAUUAAAUGUUGCAAUAUCUUGUGCUUAA
Molecule: messenger RNA, 3598 nt
Organism: Pelobates fuscus (common spadefoot toad)
Lineage: Eukaryota; Metazoa; Chordata; Amphibia; Anura; Pelobatidae
Gene: OSBPL8
Product: oxysterol binding protein like 8
Exons: 25
Coding region: 598-3270 (890 amino acids)
Cellular component (GO): cytosol; intracellular membrane-bounded organelle; membrane
Molecular function (GO): cholesterol binding
Source: RefSeq, a predicted model, not a curated record